Messenger RNA from Aspergillus calidoustus, 2598 nucleotides. The record is from the annotation of a GenBank genome assembly. NCBI's taxonomy places the organism in Eukaryota, Fungi, Ascomycota, Eurotiomycetes, Eurotiales, Aspergillaceae.
AUGGCGUCUGCGUUUCAAAAUGCGUGGCAGUCUGCGCUUGAGGUUGAAAAAGAGCUUAUGAAAAGUCUCGCGGACAAAGAGCCCACGUUUGCUGAAAUCUCUCAUAUCAUAUCGGAACUCCGCAGUGCUUGCCAGAAUGCAAUUCUCCAGGACUUUGAGACUGCGCGCUCCAAUGAUGUGGAAAGCCGCCUUUGGGAUGCCCAUCUGAAGAUAAACACUCGGUUUCGAAAGUUGCUUUCUCGCUUUCGCGAAGAUAAUGGAAAGAAGAAGAAACUGGUCGAGAGGCGAAGGAUUGAGAAACACUAUCUCGAAUUCAUAAAGUCGAGCCAGCGAUUCUAUCGCGGCUACAUUCAGCAACUUGCUUCUCACUUUGGCGGGGUUUUGGAAUUGGAAAAGGUCGCGCGCAAGUUUAGUUUUGACAAACUCUCCGCGGAUCCCCCCGUCACACCGCCAGAGUCUCUUCGCAAAUUGGUCCUGGGUUCAUGCCACGCGACACUAAUCCGUCUGGGCGAUCUGUCACGCUACCGCGAAACCGAAUUAGUGACCAAAGACCGCAACUGGGGCCCGGCGAUCGGCUACUACGAUCUGGCUACAGCCAUCUAUCCUACUUCUGGCGCGUCACACAACCAGUUGGCCGUCAUUGCUCUUGCGGACGCGAACCAUCUUAGAGCCACAUACCACUUAUACAGAGCAUUGGUGGCCCAGGAACCAUACCCUGCAGCGAAAGGCAACCUUGAAAUUGAGUUUAGAAAGGUUAUGAGCCUAUGGGCUAAGAGGGAAUUGAUCGUUCCUGAAGAUGCCGGUAUUCCAGGCCGAGCACUGGCCCCUUGGUUUGUGUACCUUCAUGCUCAAUGCUACAGAGGGGUUGACUUCCCUGAGCACGAUGAACUUGAAAGUGAGGUACUUAAUCAACUGGCUGUUGACCUAAAAGAACGCUCACUUGAAGGGACCUUGCAAAAGUUUUGCUUGAUUAACAUCGCUGCCGAAGACUUCUCUCGCACCCGUUCCGAUGGCGAGUCAGUGUCCAAUGCACGUCUGUUCUUUCAACGGAUCAACGUUAAGACCUUCUUUACGCUGCUUCAAAUCCUGCUGGCCGAGGUGGAGCGAUUUGCGGUCGAAGACGCAAAAGUCGGAGCCGACAAAGUGACCGUCGUUGCGCGUCGUAUUCUUCCUGCCCUACGAAACUAUAGCUCUUGGCUCUUGACUGUCAACCACCAUCUGGUGGCCUACAAUGAGAACGACACCCCACUCGCCGUUCAAGUAAUCGAAUUCUGGAAGAUCUACGCAAACACGCUUACUCUUCUGGCUUCGACAUUUGACGUGAUAAAUCUCCCCGAGGUUGAUUAUCUUUUAGAAGAAGAUGAAGAGACAUUGUGUUUUAUGCCACUCAGCAAAAGCGCCACAAAUCGCCGGUACUUAGACGUGCAGGAUAAGCAGAAGCCCCGAAUGAAUGAUCCAGGGGUGGAAAGAAGCCAUCCCAACAUUGAGAUGCUCUACAGAAUCCGCGAAUUCGUGAUUGAUGGGCUGGAUCUUGUUGUGGGCAACAAAAUCCCCAUUGCCCUUGUUGACGACGAAGACAAGAAGACGUUUAUUUACAAGGAAGAUGGUCUCCCUUCUCAAUUUUUCGCGAGCCCUUCCGGUCAUCGCCAUACAUUAUCUUCUGCAAGCAUUGAACGAGAGGAUAUCCAGCAAGUCAGGCAGGAGGCUCUGAAUGCGGACUCCAGGAGCGCUUUUGACGGUUCGCAAUCCGCUUCCAUCUCCAUGUCAACCAACAUGCAUGGAAUUCUCGAGGGCGUGGAACGUUUAGUUGAAUCAGACACAUACGAAAAUGCUCCGCUGGUUCCUGACCAGCUGGGCUUCUCAGCGGGUACUGAUCACGAGCAACAGCGCCCUGUUUCAGCACAGUUCUUUGAUCCCGUUGCAAAUACUGCUCGACGAACCCCUAUCGCUCCGCCUGGGCUCGGACCCCCUACUAUGACGAACCAUUCCGCUUCCCUGAAUCGAGUUCCGUCCUCUCAAUCAUAUACACCGCGACCAGCUCUUCCUGGAAUCAUGCCCAGCAUUUGGAACACCACCUUUUCACCCGAGGCCGGUGAUGCUUCUCCGCGUACUCCACCAGGCCUUCGACCACCGAUACUUCCAGGAAGCGCUAAUAGCCCCAGCUACCAACAGGCGUCUCAAGACGCUGCGACAAACGACCUAUUGCUUUGCCAGGGCUUGCUCGCACAAAGUCAGUUAGAAAGCAACCCGCUCAAUGGGCAUAGUCCUUUAUCCCCAUGGCUGGCCGCACCAGGCUCGAUAAUGCAUCACCAACGUUCCCCUGUCUCGCCCUGGGAACGAGACGGCUUUGGGCCGACCCCGUUUUCGCAGCAGCCUUUCUCUCAACAGCAGUUUCCUCACCGUGCCACUUUCGAUCUUCCCAGUCAAUCAAUAUCUAGCAGCCUGGCCAACGCCUCCUGGGCCAACGAUGCGUUUCUUGCGAGUACCAUGUCAUCUGGGGUCGGAUUUCAGAGUCCCGGACUUGGCAAUGCUCGCAAAUCCCAAUCAGCUCAGUUCGGCGCUAUUGGCCAGUCCCCACGUUUAGGGCAUGGAGGAUGA